UCAGUGAAUUUCAGUUGCCCAAUGACCGUGCUCCGUGAUUGACACGAAAACAAGCGGAGCGCCGUAGCCGAAUAGUAACUGGUGUUUUUCUUCGGUGCCGCAGCACGUUGGUAGUUUGUAGAAUUUCCACCCCCGGGGUGUUGUUAGUCCGGCACUUAGUGCGAUAUAGAACGAAACACAAGCAGUAAUUAAUUAUCAACCGUGGGCUGUCGGGAAUGUGAAUUUGCACAGUUGUUCGACAAAACAGAUCUGAUUCAUAUAAUAUUCAACAGUUGUUCGAUUGCAGGCCGUGUUCAAGGGUGGAAAAUUUGUCGGGCACGAGGAAACUUGUUUCCAUCUCCUAAUUGAUUUACAGCGCUAAGUGCAUAUCAAGCAAGAGGUUGUCAGUGACGAAGCCUUUCUUCUUUAGUGAACGGUGGUGACCAUGUAGGAUGCGGGGAUAGUUUUCAAUCCCAUCGAUAAAAGUGACCAAAAGGCAAUGCUGUUGGUGAAAGAACAAACAUUCAAGCGUCGAGCCACUCGAAUCUACAUCGUCAGUGUGGAUCGUGCAAUACCUAUUAACAUCGAUAGUUUACAUGUUCAACAGUAGCUAGCAGCAUUGGAUCUAGCUAGUAAAAGUGAAUGCCGAGAGCCUCAACAUAAGUGAAAUAAAAUACGAAAAAAAACUCUCGAAAAGAUUGUUUAAGUUUUUCAACACUCUCGGUCUCGGUUGUCGUUUGGACGGCUGCACACACACUCAACAUCAACGCCGGUCUCCGACCUACAGACGCAGAAAGAAUCGAGUAGCAGGUAUUGGUCAACGGUGGCCACGACGAGACGGCGUGAACGAUGGUGCAAUGGACCCUGAUUUGGGCUGGCGUCGGUGUCCUGUUGGCCAUCAGCGGGGCUUUCUUAGGAUGGAUAGUUUUCCCCGGUGCGGUGCAUGAUAAAAUUAUUGAGAACACGGAGCUUCGCCAAGGAACACCGCAGUUCAAACGUUGGGAAUCGCUACCUCAGCCGUUAGAUUUUAAGGUUUAUAUCUUCAAUGUCACUAACCCGUACGAAGUGCAGAUGGGAAAACGGCCGAGAGUCGUUGAAAUUGGACCUUAUGUCUAUUUCCAAUACCGCCAGAAGGACAACAUUCGCUUCAGCAGGGACCGAUCGAAGGUACACUUUUCACAGCAACAGAUGUACGUAUUUGAUGCUGAAUCAUCCUAUCCACUGACGGAGAAUGAUCAACUGACGGUGCUUAAUAUGCAUAUGAAUAGUAUAUUACAAAUAAUCGAUAGCCAAGCAAAGGAAACGAUCACAAAUUUUCGGUCCGAUGUUAACAAUACUCUCGAAAGAAUCCCAGUAGUUAGAGUUAUCAAAAGAAUUAUAGAGCGAACGACGCCGAUCCAAUCCAUCCUGCAAAUUGCCGAAGACGAAACCUACGAUAGUCUGCGGUUGAUCAACGUCGAGCUAAACCGUAUCUUUGGCCGACCGGAUUCCAUGUUUCUGCGGACCACACCGAAGGAGUUCCUGUUCGAGGGCGUACCGUUCUGCGUGAAUGUGAUCGGCAUUGCGAAGGCGAUCUGCAAAGAGAUCGAGAAGCGCAACACCAAAACCAUUCGAGUGAUGCCGGACGGGUCGAUGAAGUUCUCCUUCUUCCAUCAUAAAAAUAUGACCGAUGACGGUGUCUAUACGAUCAAUACCGGAACGAAAGAUGCCCUGCUAACUCAUGUGAUUGAUUCCUGGAACGGUCAUAGCACCGUGGACCGGUGGAGUAAUCGAUCACUGGGAUCGUCGGCUGCCUGCAAUCGUAUAAUCGGAACCGAUGGUUCCGGAUAUCCUCCGUUUCGGUACGGUGUACAGAAAAUGACCAUUUUCAGUUCGGAUAUCUGUAGAACUGUGGAUAUCAAGUACGUGGAGCCGUCCAGCUACGAAGGCAUUCCGGCGCUGCGCUAUGAAACCGAUAGUAACUUCCUGAACGAGAUUGGUCCCGAGUUUGGUAAUGAUUGCUACUGUGUCAAUCGAAUACCGAAGGCGAUCGUGAGAAGUAACGGAUGUCUGUACAAAGGCGCCCUGGACCUAUCGACGUGUUUCGAUGCACCGGUGGUACUAACUCUUCCCCAUAUGAUGGGUGCAGCCGAUGAGUACAGGGGGCUGAUUGAAGGAUUGAACCCCGAUCCGGACAAGCAUCAGAUCUUCGUCGACGUAGAACCGCUCACCGGAACCCCUCUGAAUGGUGGUAAACGGGUUCAAUUCAAUAUGUUCCUUCGGAGGAUCGAUUCGAUUCGGUUGACAGAUCGACUGCAAACCACUCUGUUUCCGGUACUUUGGAUCGAGGAAGGCAUUGCGCUCAACGAAGAUAUGGUCAAACUGCUCAACGAUAGUCUGAUGAAGGUGUUAACCCUGCUGGACAUCAUCCAAUGGAGUAUGAUUGUCAUUGGAGUGGUGCUGGCGAUCGUAAUGCCGAUCGUGUACUUCGUCAAACGGAAACCCUCAACACUGUCUAGAUCGGUCACACCGAGUCUUACAACGACAACUAGCGCCGCCAGCAUUCCCGAGCACGGCAGAAUCGGAGUGAAUUCGCAGAAAUGACGACAGUCACUCAUCACUCUGACUGAGUUGACUGAUUCCGAUGGGAGUGGAUGGGUACGGGAGUAAGGUAGUGUUAGUGUGAUCGAGAGAGUGAGAGAGAGUUUCAAGUGCCAAUGCUUUCUAGGAAACCAAGCAUGUAGGUUAGAUACUACUACAGCUGUUAUAAGUUCACUAUUGUGCAUUUUGUUGCAAACUAAGUCAAACCGAUUCCGUCCAAAAUUAAUUUGAAUGUGAAUAUUUUCAGUAUCGAAGCAAAAACAUGGUAAAAUAGCUAAUUUAAUGUGAUUAUUUGUACAUGAGUAAAAUGAGUUGAGCGUUGUUA
This is a messenger RNA of Malaya genurostris, 2884 nucleotides long. It is a transcript of the gene Snmp2, whose product is annotated as sensory neuron membrane protein 2. Gene Ontology annotation, molecular function: scavenger receptor activity. The record is from RefSeq and is a predicted model, not a curated record. NCBI's taxonomy places the organism in Eukaryota, Metazoa, Arthropoda, Insecta, Diptera, Culicidae. Bases 829 to 2562 code for a protein of 577 amino acids. The transcript has 9 exons. Gene Ontology annotation, cellular component: cytoplasm; membrane.